Aureobasidium melanogenum CBS 110374 is the source of this 1590-nucleotide messenger RNA. RefSeq lists its product as uncharacterized. Lineage: Eukaryota; Fungi; Ascomycota; Dothideomycetes; Dothideales; Saccotheciaceae. The record is from RefSeq and is a predicted model, not a curated record. Bases 1 to 1590 code for a protein of 529 amino acids. The transcript has 5 exons.
AUGCUUUCUACUGCUCUCAAAUUUCUCUCUGUUGCAUUGUUGAGCUCUCGCGCAGCAGCUCAAACAAUCGAACCGUUUGUCCUCGAUGGCAGACUCGAUAGUGCUACUGCUAGCGAUGGCACUUACAACUCUGGCGGUACCAUUUCUGUCAAUGGCUAUUCUAUUACGAUCCCGCAAAACCUCCAAAUACAAUUCCCGGCUGCGUUUGCGCCCUUCGGUGAUUUUGCGAGUGCAGGAUCCUUUGUUGGCCAUGAAGUAUCCGUGACUGGAAACGUAGUCAAUGGCAAAGCAAUUGCAGGUCUUGUACAGAUCGGGGAAUACCUUUUGCAGUUCAGCUCUGGUACGGUCGAGAGUAUCGACUCUUCUGCUGGCACCAUGAAAAUCAAAGGUGGCCCGACCAUCAGGAUCAACGAUCCGAAUGGCGUGUACUCCGUGGGCUACACCAAAUCUCCUCUCUACACUGCAGACGAUGAGAAUCCUUCCAUCACAGCAUUCAGCGGCUUCCCCAUGUGUAUACCAAGGUCCUCGUCUGAUCCUCUGUGUCCAUCGAGCAACCGCCCAGCAGGACAAAGCACAUUCCAAGCACCCGAUCCACUGAAAAUGGCUCCCUUCCAAGUUGGUGACUACCUCGAAUACUCUGGCAUAAAUGUUGGCGGCACUAUUGUCUGCUACACGAUUGUUGCUCCAAAUGUACAGAUCACCACUUCAGGGGCGCCUACAUAUAUCCGUGUUGAGGAUGCUAUUGUUGGCAUUUUCGAUGGCACUACCACGUCAGAGUUUGGUGAUUCGAGGUUUAUCGGAUAUACGUCCGACCCAAACGCCGCCAUCACAGUCUACGCUAUCGAUGUCGAUCCUUGCACUGGUGAAGAGACAGAGCGAAGCGUUGGCGCUGCUUCGUACAAGAGAGGCGAUGUUCGCAACAAGUGGGAAUGGAGGGCCGCUACUACCACAACAUCGAAAUACACUCGCGAAUACGUCCUCCGCCUGUCUACAGGCGAGAAGCUUACAAACAACAAGAUCAACGCCGGCCGUUAUGUCCAACCCGUUCUGGAGUUCCUCUUCCCAGAAGCAAAUGUUCCCGGCAUUGUUCCUCCUGUGAAUGAUUUCAGCAACUUUCCCUUUCUUGCACAGGGUCUGGGAUACGACAAUCAAGGCAAUCUUUGGGGUCAACUCAAUCCUUGGCCGGGUGCCAGUGCUCCUGCUACAAAAAGCUGUGCUCCAUACUCUCCUCCUGCUUCUACUUCUUCGACUGCCGGAUCUGCUUCUGCUGCAGCAGGCACAAGUGGAAACGCCAACGUCACCAUUGUCAGCGAUCCUGCUGUCAAGGAUAUCGUAACGAUCGACAGCUACACAUACAACUCUUCGGGAGGCGGGCAGGUCACAGUCACUGCCAGCACAAACAUUGUCGGCUAUAAUGCGAAUCUGAAGUUGUAUCUGACGAACGCGGCGACUGGGACAGCUACUACAAUGACAUAUCUUGGGAAUGGCAAGUACAGUAUUAGUCUGACCAAGACUAAGAAGCCAGCAAAUGGUAUUACUGUCGCGAGUGAUGGAGGUGGUAGCAAGAGCACAACACAAGUAACAGCGUAA